AUGAAUGUUGUAAAUCAGUUAUACAAAGAAGUUGAUUGUAAUAGAGAAUUUAUGGAUUCAGCAACUCAAGUUACUGUUGCAGAUAUUGAAAUUCCAUUUAUCACGUUAAUAAAUUCUCCUAUAAAACUAAGUACAAUGACCGGAAUACCUACAUUUCAACUUUUAGAAAAAAUUAUUGAAAUUUAUAAAACAGAAUUUCCUGAUAAAGGAAAGCAUUAUUUAACCUACAAAGAGAGAAUAAUUAUGGUAUUUUUAAAGUUAAGGCAGGAUUUAUCAUUUGUAGUUUUAUCUAUUCUCUUUAAAAAUGUCACUGCCGAAUCUUGUCGUAUGAUAUAUUCAUCACUUAUUCCAUGUUUAGCAAAAAUAUUAAGUUGUUCCAGUUAUUGGCCUUCUAAAGAAGAAAUAAUUAGUAAUAUGCCAUAUUGUUUCAAAAAGUCCCCCAAUACUAGAGUAGUAUUAGACUGCACUGAAAUUCCAAUCCAAAAACCUAAGUGUUUAUCAUGCCGCAUCAAACUUUACAGCAAUUAUAAGUCUACUUUUACUCUCAAAUUUUUGAUUGGAGUAUCACCAGGUGGGCUUAUUACUUAUAUUAGUCAACCAUAUGGUGGUAGAGCAUCAGAUAGGUAA
Macrosiphum euphorbiae (potato aphid) is the source of this 627-nucleotide messenger RNA. NCBI's taxonomy places the organism in Eukaryota, Metazoa, Arthropoda, Insecta, Hemiptera, Aphididae. The record is from the annotation of a GenBank genome assembly.